AUGGUAGGUCGGACGCCCCGUUGCGGCAGGAUCAACACCUUCAAAUCCAAGUGCGCCCAGGUCGAGUUCAUCGACGAAAACGUCGACCACUCGCAGUGGAUUUUCUUCGGCUACGUAAUUGUCCAAGCACUCAGGCAGCAACGCGUGACUUGCGUCCGAGCCUCACCUUCAAUGAAUCGCUUCAUGAUCGCCCCAAUACAAUCUAGACGAUCAAAAGCUCUUGGCCCUGAGUGUGUAAAAACGCUAUCUGGCAUCGUCGGCGCGGAGCGCCGACGUCUGUUCGGUGACGGAAAUGCACCUGAAGCUCCAUGGUCGAUCAGUGCCGACAACGCCCUCAUCAAGCCGUUAGCACCAAGGAUUGUCAAAACUCGCUUCAAGUUA
Molecule: messenger RNA, 381 nt
Organism: Mesorhabditis spiculigera
Lineage: Eukaryota; Metazoa; Nematoda; Chromadorea; Rhabditida; Rhabditidae
Source: the annotation of a GenBank genome assembly